AUGAAUGAGUCCAGCACCUUACGACACCGCGAAAGAUUUACGACGCAGCAAGACAUUUCGCGAACGACCCUGCAAAUCGACCCAAGGCCUGGUCCACGAGGACUCUGCCUGCGUACAUCCAGCAUUGAAGGCCAUCGUUCACCCAGCGCAGACCAAAAUCCAACGACGCAUAGCUUCUUCAACAACAUACCCAUGACCGAGCUGACCGAUAUGCCGACGUCUGGAGAUUCUGCGCCUGCAAGAGAAGUCGUGCGCAGUGAUGAAGUUCAGGAUGUUAACUAUGCAAAGAACGAUCAUGUAUCACUGCAGAGCCAGCACAGGACCAAUUCCAUCGAGCAAGUAAAACCGCACCAGCCUCAGCUUACCAAAGUGAAUCCAGAUCUGACUGCUACACGCCGGUUCAUUCCCGUCGUUUGACGAGACGACACUGGAAUGUAAGCACCACCACGAACCCUCGAGCGCGAGAACGCGCCUUCAACACUCAGGAAGAAAUCAUAGUACUUCGUCCGGCAGAGAUACGAUGCCCGUGAUCGCUGCC
Boeremia exigua is the source of this 538-nucleotide messenger RNA. RefSeq lists its product as uncharacterized. The transcript is spliced from 2 exons. NCBI's taxonomy places the organism in Eukaryota, Fungi, Ascomycota, Dothideomycetes, Pleosporales, Didymellaceae. The record is from RefSeq and is a predicted model, not a curated record. The coding region runs from base 1 to 417 and encodes 138 amino acids.